Talpa occidentalis (Iberian mole) is the source of this 3299-nucleotide messenger RNA. It is a transcript of the gene ZC3H18, whose product is annotated as zinc finger CCCH-type containing 18. NCBI's taxonomy places the organism in Eukaryota, Metazoa, Chordata, Mammalia, Eulipotyphla, Talpidae. The record is from RefSeq and is a predicted model, not a curated record.
AUGGCCGGCCCCCGCGGGUAGUGGAGCCCGUUUGUUCCGCUCGCGUCGCGCCUCCAGCCCGAGCCCGUGAGGAGCGGAAGGGCCGAGGGACGCCCUCUCCGCGCCGCCCCCACUCCCGCGGCGCCGAGGCCGGGCCCCCGCCCUCGCGCUGAGAACUGGGCACCGAUGGAGGUGGCGGAGAGCCCCGGACGGGACCCUCGCUCUCCAGAGGACGCAGAGGAGGAGCAGCAGGGGCUCUCGGACGACGACGUUCUGAGGGAGAGCGGCUCGGAGCAGGAUGGGGAGGGCGCGGAGGGCGACGAGAGUGCCGGCCCGGGGCUGAGCCAGCAGCAGGAGGAGGGCCGCUCGGACGGGGAGGACCAGGACCAGGACUCUGAGGCCCGGCUGGGUCGGGGCCCGGCCAGCCCCCCGCGCGCGGAGGAGGGGGCCCCGGGGGAGGAGGACCGCACCAGUGACCUGCGGGACGAGGCCUCCUCGGUCACCAGGGAGCUGGACGAGCACGAGCUGGACUACGACGAGGAGGUGCCCGAGGAGCCGGCGUCCGCCGCGCAGGAGGACGAAGCUGAGAAGGCCGGGCCCGAGGACGAGGAGGACAGGGGAGAAGGUGCUGCGGGUGCUGGGGGCCCGGCGGCUGCCCCCAGCGGAGAGGACCAGGAGCCCCCGGAGGCGGGCAGGGAGAGGAAGCGGGAGGACGACGACGGGGAAAUUGACGACGGGGAGAUCGACGAUGACGAUCUGGAAGAGGGUGAAGUGAAGGACCCCAGUGACAGGAAGGUGAGGCCUCGUCCCACCUGCCGCUUCUUCAUGAAAGGCGUUGUGACACCAUUGUCCACUCUGCUUCCACCAAUACCAAAUUCCAUCCCCUUCAGAGGCCAGGUUAAAGGGAACUGUACCUGGGGAAUGAACUGUAGGUUUAUACACCCUGGCGUGAACGACAAGGGCAACUACUCCCUUAUCACCAAAGCCGAGCCUUUCCCGCCCAACGGUGCCCCGCCUCUCGGACCUCACCCACUGAUGCCUGCCAACCCUUGGGGUGGGCCAGUAGUUGAUGAAAUUUUGCCUCCACCCCCUCCAGAACCCCCAACAGAGAGUGCCUGGGAACGCGGACUCCGGCACGCGAAGGAGGUUCUUAAAAAAGCAACCAUCCGAAAGGAACAGGAGCCCGAUUUUGAGGAGAAAAGGUUCACAGUGACCAUCGGUGAAGACGAGCGGGAGUUUGACAAAGAAAAUGACAUUUUCCGAGAUUGGAACUAUCGCAUCACGAGGGACGUCAGAGACACAGCCCUGGAGCCGUACGCCGACCCCUACUACGACUACGAGAUCGAGCGCUUCUGGCGCGGCGGCCAGUACGAGAACUUCCGGGUGCAGUACACCGAGGCCGAGCCCUACCACAGCUACCGCGAGCGGGAGCGUGAGCGCGAGCGGGAGACCCGGCAGCGUGAGCGGGAGCGUGAGCGGGAGCGCGAGCGGGAGCGGGACCGCCGGCAGCGGGAGCGCGAGCGGGAGCGGGAGCGCGAGCGGGACAAGGACCGGCAGCGCAGGAAGGAGGAGUGGGAGAGAGAACGCGCCAAGCGGGACGAGAAGGACAGACAGCACCGCGACCGCGACCGGGACAAGGAGCGGGACAAGGAGAAGGAGAAGCCGAAGCCCCGCUCCCCGCAGCCACCCAGCCGUCAAGCUGAGCCACCAAAGAAGGAGGCCGCCUCUGCGGGGCCGCAGGUGAAGCGAGCGGAUGAGUGGAAGGACCCAUGGCGCCGGUCCAAGUCUCCCAAGAAGAAGCUGGGGGUGUCGGUCUCCCCUAGCCGGGCGCGAAGGCGUCGGAAGACGUCAGCCUCCUCGGCUUCUGCCUCCAAUUCCUCCAGGUCGUCGUCCCGGUCCUCGUCCUACUCCGGCUCGGGCUCGUCCCGGUCCCGCUCGCGCUCGUCGUCCUACAGCUCCUACUCCAGCCGCUCCUCCAGGCAUAGCUCCUUCUCGGGCAGCCGCUCCAGGUCCCGGUCCUUCUCCUCGUCCCCGUCCCCGUCCCCGACCCCGUCCCCGCACAGACCAGCCAUCCGCCAAGGGGAGCCGGCCCCACCACCUGGUAAAGCGGGAGAGAAGUCUGUGAAGAAGCCAGUUCCCCCUCCAGUUCCCCCACAGGCCCCGAAAACCACUGCUCCUGCCCCCGAGCCCACCAAGUCAGGAGACCCCCGGGAAGCCAGGAGGAAGGAGCGGCAAGCCCGGACCCCCCCCAGGAGGCGGACUGUCAGCGGCAGCGGCAGCGGCAGCAGCUACAGCGGCUCCAGCUCCAGGUCCAGGUCCCUGAGUGUGAGCAGCGUUUCCUCCGUGUCCAGCGCCACGUCCAGCAGCAGCACAGGGCACAGCGUGGACUCGGACGACAUGUACGCAGACCUGGCCAGCCCCGUGUCCUCCGCCAGCUCACGCUCCCCCACCCCCGCCCAGACCAAGAAGGAGAAAGGCAAAUCUAAGAAAGAAGAUGGCGUCCGGGAGGAGAAGCGGAGAAGGGACCCGUCGGCACAGGCGGCCAGACCCUCGAAGCCUUCCGCGGGCGCGAAGGCCUCCCAGCAGUCUUCGGCGCCCCAGCAGGCGGCCCCGGGGCAGCCCCCGCAGGGCACCUUCGUCGCCCACAAGGAAAUCAAGUUGACGCUGUUGAACAAGGCGGCCGAGAAGGGGGGCAGGAAGCGGUAUGAGCCCUCGGACAAGGACCGGCAGAGCCCGCCCCCGGCCAAGCGGGCCAACCUGUCCCCAGAGCGAGGUUCUCGGGACCGGAAGUCCAGCGGGAGGCUCGGCUCCCCGAAGCCAGAGCGGCAGAGAGGCCAGAAUUCCAAGGCUGCUGUGGCCCCUCCAGACAGGAAGCGCCAGCAGUCCCCGCAGUCCAGGAGCUCCAGCAAGGUCACCAGCGUGCCCGGCAAGGCCCCGGACGCCGGCUCGGCCGCCGCCAGCGGCGCCAAGCCGGGCAAGGCCAGCACGCUGUCGCGGCGCGAGGAGCUCCUGAAGCAGCUCCGGGCCGUGGAGGACGCCAUCGCGCGCAAGCGGGCCAAGAUCCCCGGGAAGGUGUAGCCGCCGCGCCCCGCAGAGACUCGCGUGUUUUUAUAAAUAGGGUGAUAAGCGCAGCCAUUUCGGAUUUUGCAGUUCAUGUCUCAUGUUGGCUGUGAUUCUUUUUAAAAAUUAAAAAGAAAAAAAAAGUUUCUCAGCUGGAAAAGAAGCCACACGUAGUGAAGACGAUGCCGAAUCCCAGCCUCCCCGACCGGACCGGACCGGACCCGCGCUGCAGUCCCGGGGACGCGAGGACGCCCGACGCC